AUGAAGUAUAUCAUGUACUUGACUGGGCAGCAUCCCCUCGUUCCCGAGCCAGCUCUGGUUGCGGAUGUGAGUCACGUGGCUCUCGCAUUCAUGAGUACAUCUAUCUUUAACAACCCUGGGCAACAAGAGUGGCCGCUUUUCACCACGGUCGAUAAAGUACGUGAAAAAUUCGCACAAGACACUAAAAUCCAGAUCGCGAUUGGCGGCUGGGGUGAUACCACCGCAUUUUCUCGUGCAGCACAAUCAGAAGCUAAUCGCAAGCUCUUUGCAAUGAACGUUGCCGUGAUGCUGGAAAUGACUGGCGCAGACGGCGUAGAUGUUGACUGGGAGUAUCCUGGAGGAAACGGUGAAGACUACAAAACACAUCCCAAUGAAGAGAAGGAAUGGGAAAUAGACGCAUAUGCGCAACUUCUGGCUGAGAUCAGAACGGCAAUUGGGCCGGAAAAGAUAAUCUCUGCUGCUGUUCCUGGGUUACAACGAGAUAUGAUCGCAUUCAAUCCGUCCACUAUACCGAAGAUCAUGGAGUCUGUGGAUUUUCUGAACGUCAUGACGUAUGAUUUGAUGAACCGAAGGGACAACGUUACAAAACAUCAUACCGGCCUAGCUGAAUCUGUCCAAGCACUUGACGCGUAUAUCGAGCGCGGGUUUCCAGCUGAGAAGAUCAAUCUCGGUCUUGCAUUUUAUGUAAAAUGGUUCAAGACUGCCGAAGACGGACAUUGUGAUAAGUCUCCCUUGGGGUGCAAAACCGAACUCAUGGAAGACCCAGACACGGGUGGAGAUUUAGGGAAAGCGGGUGCUUUCUCAUGGCAUGAUGAGGUACCGACGGAACUUGUGAAAUCGUUCAGCAAGGCGUUGAAGCAUGGAGAGUAUGACCAGGUUGGUGGGGGUCAUUAUUACUGGGACGAGGAAGAGAGGUUGUUCUGGAGCUGGGAUACAGCUGAGGCUAUUGAGCGAAAAUUGAAGACUGCAUUUGACAUGAGAAGGAUUGGUGGCGUAUUCGCCUGGGGCCUUGGAGAAGAUGCGACAGAAUUCAGGCAUUUAAAGGCCGCAAACAAGGAGGUGCGGCGCUUGAUGGAGGAAAGGACGGGUGAAGAGAGGGAGAGGCCAGAGCGAAGUGAGCUUUGA
Messenger RNA from Plenodomus lingam JN3, 1125 nucleotides. The record is from RefSeq and is a predicted model, not a curated record. NCBI's taxonomy places the organism in Eukaryota, Fungi, Ascomycota, Dothideomycetes, Pleosporales, Leptosphaeriaceae.